UUUAAAUUUCAGAUAUGCAUCGCUUAGAACUGCAUCGAUAUUAAUCGCUACAUUUAAUGUUAAUGGACGAUCACCUUCGCUUGACGGUAUCCCGAACUGGCUGACCUAUGAAUGGAAUGUCGUGAUUGCCCGGUCAUUCCCGAAAGAUGCCGAUUACGAUCUCAUACGUGAAAUACGACUGGUGGGCAUUUUAUUGGCAGUUUAUCGUCGUGUUGGUAGCAAAAUUAGAUUGCGACCAGCCGAAAUUGACGUCUGUAUGGUGCCAACAGGUCGCGAAGGCAUGGGUAACAAGGGUGGCGUAGCAAUCAGUAUGCAUAUGAACGACACACGGGUCUGCUUCGUGAACGCACAUUUCGCUGCACAUCUGGAAAAAAACGAACAACGUAUCAGGGAUUAUCGGCACAUUGCUAACACGAUACGUUUUCUGAAAAGUGGCAGACGACUUUUCGAUCACGAUGCUGUGUUCUGGUUCGGCGAUUUGAAUUUUCGUUUGGAAACGAAUGGUGGCUUGAACACCGCGCAACUGCGCCUAUUGUGUGCUGAUGAAAACGCAUUCCGAGAUAUGAUUGUUUACGAUCAGCUGAAAGAGGUUAUGCGGCUUAAACUAGCAUUUGAAUACUUCCACGAACCGGCAGUUUUGGAUUUUCGCCCAACCUUCAAAUAUGACUUGAAUUCCUAUGAUUGGGAUAGUAGGUUGGUGAUUUAGCU
This is a messenger RNA of Gongylonema pulchrum, 708 nucleotides long. The record is from the annotation of a GenBank genome assembly. Lineage: Eukaryota; Metazoa; Nematoda; Chromadorea; Rhabditida; Gongylonematidae.